UCUCACAAUGGAAGGAUACCUCGAUAUCUGAUAAUACUUCAAAUUACGAUGUAUCCGAUAACGCUCCAAAUCCUGAUGUAUCUAGUAACGCUUCAAAUUUUGAUGUAUACCAGGAUACGAAGACUCAGCCGGAGGCUAAAUCGCCAGAAGACUCUCAGAGUGAGGAUGCUAAUGCAUCUAAAGUGAUCGAUGAAUUCCUGGACGAGGUACAUAAGAAAAGGGUUGGCGAUUCGAUCAGGCAGAGAAAACAUGAGGAGAAACUUCAGGAUCAAAAUCCAGACAUAUCUUCAAUUCAAGUAGAAAAACUAUUUGUUCGGGAAAUGAUCAAACUGAAAUAUCUGAAUUAG
This is a messenger RNA of Acaulospora morrowiae, 347 nucleotides long. The record is from the annotation of a GenBank genome assembly. Lineage: Eukaryota; Fungi; Glomeromycota; Glomeromycetes; Diversisporales; Acaulosporaceae.